This is a messenger RNA of Daldinia caldariorum, 794 nucleotides long. RefSeq lists its product as uncharacterized. Lineage: Eukaryota; Fungi; Ascomycota; Sordariomycetes; Xylariales; Hypoxylaceae. Bases 131 to 547 code for a protein of 138 amino acids. The record is from RefSeq and is a predicted model, not a curated record. The transcript has 4 exons.
GGUCCCAGUGGUCCUGGUGUCGUUCGAGAACUCGCGUGCCUCCCUUGCAAUCUUGCAACAGCUUGAAUUUCCCACCUUAUUCCGCCUCAUAGUAUAGUAUCGACCGUAGUCUCCGUUUCUUCUCAGCAAUAUGAGUAAUAUCAGCACGUAUUCUGACUCGAUCCAAAAGGGGGCACGAGAUGACCACUCUGGCCUUGCUGAGGGGUCUGUUUCCCCUCACGAGAACAUCCCGAGGUUCUUCGCCAAACACGGCUUCGAGGGUGUCGACCCAAAGAAGACCAAGAAGAACGGCAACGGCAAGGGUAACUGGGGCCCAGCAGGCGCUGAAAUUGUCGAUGUAGACUUCAACUUCGCCAAUGCUCGCCGCCGUUCCAACAGUAGUGGCUUUACCACCCACCUUAGGGACUUGAAGACCAAGUUCGAAAUCAAUGAACCCGAACCCGUCUUCGAAGAAAGACUGCACGGUCCCGAGGCCGAGGACGAAAACAACCUGAGCAAGACCGAGACUUCUUCUAGCGCAGGAAGUUCCUCGGACGAGCAGAAAUAAUCACAUCUCGGAUUAUCUACAACGCUAGAUGAGGUUCCCUAGCCGGAUUGACUUCAUCCACCACAACUAUCCCUCCUAGUUAUUACUAUUAUGUGUACUUAUGACGAAACCUCUAUGAAGGAUAUUUCAUUAAAAGAAAAUCAUCUGGCUGUCAAGCUGGCUGGAACUAUGGGAUGGGAAUUUUUGGGGAGGUUUUAUGAGACAUGAGUUUAUGCUAGCUAACCGUCAAUUAUUUCGACUAUGAGUU